Messenger RNA from Dunckerocampus dactyliophorus (ringed pipefish), 3777 nucleotides. RefSeq names its product calcium binding protein 39, like 1 (gene cab39l1). The coding region runs from base 361 to 1392 and encodes 343 amino acids. Gene Ontology annotation, biological process: intracellular signal transduction. The transcript is spliced from 9 exons. The record is from RefSeq and is a predicted model, not a curated record. NCBI's taxonomy places the organism in Eukaryota, Metazoa, Chordata, Actinopteri, Syngnathiformes, Syngnathidae. Gene Ontology annotation, molecular function: protein serine/threonine kinase activator activity.
CCACCCAGUGUCCCCAGGAUGAGGAGAGGACUAGAGUUUCAGGAGUAGACAACAGGGAAAUGAAGUUGACAGUCAGGCUAGCUAGCUAAUUAGGUGACAGACGGUCAAGAAUAGCCAAGUUUAGUUUAAACAGCACCGCUAUGACGCUCGUCCGUUUAACAUACUUAUAGCCGUGUUUUGUUGCGAGUUAGACAUAAAAAGCCGCUACUGAUCGGCGAUAAGGCAACUCACAUUUAACGCAACCUAACCGUGAAACAGGAAAGUACAACAACUUGCUAGCCUGCUAGCUAGCAUUUAGCCAGCAAGCUUCCUCCAACUGUAAAACUUCACCUCUCAUUCGAUCGAUAACCUCCUCCAGUCAUGCCUUUUCCUUUUGGGAAAUCUCAGAAGAGUCCAGCAGAAAUAGUGAGGAGUUUAAAGGAAAAUGUUGCAUACAUGGAGAAGCUGGACGCUGGUGAAAGUAAAAAAUGUGAAAAGGUUGCAGAGGAAACUUCCAAAAAUCUCGCUUCCCUGAAGGAGGUACUCUGUGGGACAGGCGACAAGGAGCCCCAAACGGAAGCAGUGGCUCAGCUCGCACAGGAGCUGUACAACACGAACCUCCUCAUUUCGCUCAUUGCAAAUCUGCAGAGGAUUGACUUUGAGGGAAAGAAGGAUGUGGUUAAUCUGUUCAGUAACAUUGUGAGACGACAGAUUGGCACUCGUACUCCCACGGUGGAGUACAUCUCGACGCACCAACAGAUCCUUUUCAUGCUUCUAAAAGGCUAUGAGAGUGCAGAAGUGGCGCUGAACUGCGGAAUUAUGCUGAGGGAGUGUCUCCGCCACGAACCACUGGCGAGGACUAUACUCUUCUCUGAAGAGUUCUACUGUUUCUUCCGAUAUGUGGAACUCUCCACCUUCGACAUAGCCUCAGACGCUUUUGCAUCGUUCAAGGAUCUCCUCACAAGACACAAGCUUAUGUGUGCUGAUUUCUUAGAGACCAAUUAUGACCGGGUGUUUACAGAAUAUGAGAAGCUCCUGCAUUCUGAAAAUUAUGUCACCAAACGACAGUCUUUGAAGCUCCUUGGAGAACUUCUGCUGGACAGGCACAACUUCACUGUUAUGACAAAGUACAUCAGUCGAGCAGAUAACUUGAAGCUGAUGAUGAACAUGCUGAGGGAUAACAGUCGAAACAUCCAGUUUGAAGCGUUCCAUGUCUUCAAGGUAUUUGUUGCGAACCCCAACAAGACUCAGCCAGUGCUGGACAUUCUGCUUAAGAACCAGGCCAAGCUCGUGGAGUUCCUGAGCCAUUUCCAGACAGACAGAUCAGAGGACGAGCAGUUCUGUGAUGAGAAAAACUAUCUGAUCAAGCAGAUCCGGGACUUGAAGAGGCCCACAGCGCUGGAGGAUGCUUGAAUCCUGCAGAAUGGAUGCUCCCAAAGGUGGUAGAUGCAGUGGCGGGGGUGGCAGCCAGCAUCUGAAGACAUCUUCUUUAAGGUUUAGCUUUUUGUUACACAAUGUAGGAACAAAGUAAAUAUGACUUCCUUCUGUUUUUAGUUUGGAUGGGUUUUACAUCCAGCAACCUGAGUGGGCCAAGAACUCUUAUAUAAACCGUAGUGCUUCUUAAGCGUUGAGCAGUCCAUCCUUGUAACGUUGGACCUUUAACUGUUACCUUUCACAUUGAUGCCAGCAGAGACCUUUUAAAAUGACAACUUCACCAUCUCUGCAGCAGCAUGAGAUCUGGACAGAAAUGUGAAAUCUGAUUGAUUGCCUUAUUGUUCAUAAUUUCUGGUGACAAUCACAUUUUUUUUGCUGUCACAGAGGCCGACCUUACCACAGCAUUUGCAGACAUAGGAAGAGAAAAUCGAUAGGACAGAGGAGUUCAUUGAUUGUGUGGCUUUUUAGCCGGAGUUCGGUGAGGCUCGCAUGUCUGAAAUAGAAACGGGGCAUCAGAUAAUGCUGCAGGCUAUAGCAGCCGUCCCUGCGCAGCCAGGACGGGCACAAUAUUCCAAUUGAUCCUCAUGUUUACUAAGCAUAGAUUGUCAAAGGAGUUUUAGGAUUGCACUGAAAGAAACAUAGUUAAUAAUAAAUAAGUAUUCCACAAGAAUAAAGCCAUAACGUUCUCAGAAUAAAGUGUGGUAAUUUUCCGACAAUAGUCCAAGUAUUUCACAUUAAAAAAUCGAAAUGAAAAAAUGCUAUUAACGGGCUCUAGUGGUUACAAGCGAUGAAAUAGUUCGUCCAGCAUCAUAAAUCACAAGUGUUUUGAACAAGCGAGAGAGAGAACGCUGGUCUCACAUUGCUGCAUUCACGGAAUUUCACUUCUUCACAACUUAAAUGUCAUAAUAAUAUGGCUUUAUUUCCUUAGCAUUACAACUUCUCUACUUGAACUUUAAUAACGUGACGUGGGUCUCGUAGUUUUACACCUUUUUUUGGAAUUUUUACAAUUGUUUUCCUUUUCAGUGUGGUCCUAAGGCUUCUUUGUCGCCAUGUACCCUUGUUCGCACAGUAAUUACUGAAAAGGACUUUUCAGGCACGGCCCCUUUAAAGCAAAAAGCAGGAAAUAAUAAGUACGUCAAUCUGACGCAUAUUCUAGUCGAACCAAAGUACCUUAUCUAAUUUAAGUCAGUUGAUAUGUAAACAAUUUUUUUGGAAAUAUCUUACUCGAUUCAGACUAAUUGAGAUUAGAAAAAAUUUAUAUCAAAUAAUUUGUUUAGUUUUGAAGUAUUUAAUCCGUUUAGAUGCCACGACAAAAUGCACAGGGUUUGAUGUCACAUAUCUUGGUGACAUGGAGUUUAGUUUUUGUAUUUAAUAUGUGAUUGUAGUAUUAUUUGAUCCUGUGAUGCAUCACAUGAGUGAGUAUGAGUUGUGACUAUUUCUUCCGGUCAUCAUUUCAUCUGUUCAAUUUCCUCAUUAUUUUUCUUUGGGUCUAAAAUUUUAGGAUGCUUUUUGUGCGUGCGCAGUCCUCUAGCAUACACCUCAAGGAUUUAGAACGUACUUUCUCUUGCUGUUCCUUGACAUUUCAACUUCAGUGGUUUUGUAUGCACGCGUUUGUUGUGUCACGUAUGGUCAAACUUGAACGGGGUUUUCUUGGUGGAAAACACACUUCAGUUGGGUGGUGCCACAUGAAUGUUACUUCAUAAUGAAUUGCAUUGUGGGACCUCAUAAUGACAGAAUGAAUUACGCCUUAUUUCAAGACAUUCAAUGGAUUAUAGCUGUCAGGUUCAUUUCAAUCAUUUCAAAACCAAAGUCUGUGAAAGGAUAUUUGAGUUUAUACAUUUAUUAUUAGUUCUAUUCUAUGAUACUAAAAUGCGUGUACAUACAUCAAGCAUAAUUAUUAGCCCCCGUAAACCCAAAAAGUAUAUAUCAUAGUCUGCUUCUUGUCCAUUUGAGAUAGUUGCUAUGUACAGUACAGUACAUUCCUCAGCUAUACAGCCACUCCACUAGAUGGCACUCCUAGUAACAAUUGGCACCUUAUUUACAUUGUGCUGAGUGAGCGUUACAUGUCUAUAGAAUCCUACCUCCACUUGUGACCAUAUACAGUAAAUCACUGGCAAUAUAAUAUAGACAUUUAAGUCCUUAAUUGGAAGACUAUAUUUGUAUUCCGAGACGAUAUAUAGUUUUACAGUUAGCGGUUUGACUGUAUAUUUCCUUACUUUGACUCUUCAGUGUAUUUUUUUCUAUUUGUUGGCUUCCCCCCCGGCCCCCCAUUUAAUCAUUUAUUUACUUUGGGUGGAGUUCUAUGUACAUACAUUUAUAAAGAGUGUGAACGAAUUCAUGAAAAUAAACUUUGUGGCAAUUUAA